Molecule: messenger RNA, 1706 nt
Organism: Hyla sarda
Lineage: Eukaryota; Metazoa; Chordata; Amphibia; Anura; Hylidae
Gene: ATAT1
Product: alpha tubulin acetyltransferase 1
Exons: 13
Coding region: 333-1592 (419 amino acids)
Biological process (GO): alpha-tubulin acetylation
Cellular component (GO): microtubule
Molecular function (GO): tubulin N-acetyltransferase activity
Source: RefSeq, a predicted model, not a curated record
CAGGUUGGCCCUCGCUGAUUGGAGGAGGUCACGUGGUCAGGUCUCGCCUCUCAGCCGGAGCCGGUGGGUUCUUUUGUCUCGGGCACGCGCCGAGUGCGGGACGGCAGCCGCGGGGACGCGCAUCAGGGCCAUAUGCAGCAGGUAUACGGGCGGACCGUAUAGGAUCCAUACGCACGGCCUCACGUGACAGCCGCGCAUGUGAGUCACUGGGGGCAGCUAUAAAGAAAGGUGGGCUCCUCCAUGUUCCAUCAGAAGGCAUAGGUGGGAUAUGACACCAACUGCAGACGCGUCUUCGGGAACUAUAGGGUAACCCUUUAGCCUCCGCAACCAAGAUGGAGUUCGAAUUUGACAUACACAAGAUCUUCCUGGAGCCGAUCAGCAAGCUGGACCACACUCUUAUCCCACAGCGACGGCCGCUUAUCUCCAGUUCUGAGGCCCAGCGACAAAUCACGACCGUCCUAGAUGUGAUUGGAAAGGCAUCAGCGAAGGCCCAGCGAUUACCUGCACCCAUAACCAGCGCGUCUCGGAUGCAGACAAAUCAGCAUCACCUCUACAUCCUGAAGGACUGCACCGCAAAAACCGCUGGCCGAGGAGUUGUGAUUGGUUUCCUCAAGGUCGGAUAUAAGAAGUUAUUUGUUCUGGACCACGCAGGAUCCCAUAUAGAAGCAGAGCCCUUGUGUAUCCUUGAUUUUUAUAUUCAUGAAUCUCUUCAGCGUAACGGACAUGGGAAGGAAUUGUUCAGCUAUAUGCUUAGAACCGAGCAGGUCGAACCUCAGCAUCUGGCUAUUGACCGUCCAUCUGAGAAGUUUCUUUCCUUCCUACGGAAGCAUUACAACCUUCGCUCAACUAUCCCACAGGUUAACAAUUUUGUCGUCUUUGAAGGUUUUUUCAGAGACAGAAAAGCCCCAGGAAGGAAGUUGCCCCCCAAGAGAGCAGACGGAGAGAUCAAACCGUACUCCCUCUCCGAGAGAGACUUUUUGAAACACGAGGAAGGCCUCCCUUGGCCCUUUAGCCAGUCGCCAUCAUCCCUUAACCGUAGCGGAAGUCUUGGUUCUUCCCCUACCCGGGCCUGCUCCAGACCCAUUCCUGGAGAGGACGACUUUGUGAAGUCACUCAGAAAUUGUAGACCUCACUCACUCCAAAGAGCGGCCAGUGGUGAACAGGAGGAUCCGUCCCAGAGAAGAAGGACCAGCGAUAUGAACCUCUCCCGCGGACUCAUGGCUCAGAGGAAUUGCUACAGCCGCUACACAUGUCCCUCUCCUCCACUUCUCCCCAGGGCGCCACCUACAGUGGACACUAAAGAAGAACAGAAGGAAGCUGCUAAAGGGGGUAAUAGAGGAGCGGUUGGAGGAGCCCCUCAGAAUGUGCAUUUUCAGCCCAACAGUAAUCCACAAAGCAAAAUACCAUCCAGUCUUCAGCCACCAGGAGGAUUGGGAAGCCCAUUAAAAGGCCAAGAACUGACCGGUCCUGGCAGUCCUGAUGACACCAUGGCUCCUUGGUUGGAGAAACCAUCAUGGACUGUGCUGGGAACAGUCAUGAACGCUCAGUGGGUGAAGCGGAAACAGGAGAUGCGGGGAACACGUCCGUGGUGACAGAGCAGAAGAUACCACUUGGCACUGACACUUUUAUUAAUACAUUUAUAUUUUCACAGAAUAAACCAUUUUUGUAGAAUUUAUUAAAGCAUAGACUGUGAUUUGUUGAUUUCA